Brenthis ino (lesser marbled fritillary) is the source of this 894-nucleotide messenger RNA. Lineage: Eukaryota; Metazoa; Arthropoda; Insecta; Lepidoptera; Nymphalidae. The record is from the annotation of a GenBank genome assembly.
AUGUCUGAAAAAAGUAGCCCAAUUAAAUAUUUUCUAAGUGGUGGUUUUGGUGGUGUAUGUACUGUUUUAGCAGGGCAUCCUAUGGACACGAUUAAAGUGAGAUUACAAACUAUGCCUCUUCCUAAACCGGGUGAGGUAGCCUUGUACACUGGUACGUUGGACUGUUUCAAGAAAACUAUUCAUAAGGAAGGAUUUCGUGGACUUUAUAAAGGUAUGUCAGCUCCAUUAACAGGAGUGGCACCUAUAUUCGCGAUAAGUUUCUUUGGUUUUGGAUUGGGCAAGAAACUAAUUAAAUCCGAUGAGAAUCAGGUUCUCUCUAAACCGGAAUUAUUUGCCGCUGGUGCAUUUUCUGGCAUUUUUACUACUUCUAUAAUGGCUCCAGGUGAACGUAUUAAGUGCUUAUUACAGAUUCAACAAGGUGGCAAUGUGCCUCAGAAGUAUAAUGGUAUGCUUGACUGUGCCAGACAGCUAUAUGCAGAGGGUGGCAUUAAAAGUAUUUACAAAGGAAGUGUUGCCACCAUCUUAAGAGAUGUGCCAGCCAGUGGCAUGUAUUUCAUGACAUAUGAGUGGGUUAAAGAAGUGCUUGUACCAGAGGAUGCUAGUGCCAAAUUAAAAAUGAUAGCAACCAUUGUUGCUGGAGGUUGUGCUGGAAUAGCUAACUGGCUGGUAGGCAUGCCAGCUGAUGUUUUAAAAAGUAGAUUGCAAACUGCUCCUGAAGGUACAUAUCCUAAUGGAAUGCGAGAUGUUUUUAAGCAACUUAUGGAGAAAGAGGGGCCAACAGCUUUGUACAAAGGUGUAACUCCUGUAAUGAUUAGAGCAUUUCCAGCAAAUGCUGCUUGUUUUGUUGGAUUUGAAUUAGCUAUUAAUUUCCUUGACUGGGUAGCACCUAACCUU